Xenopus laevis (African clawed frog) is the source of this 3662-nucleotide messenger RNA. It is a transcript of the gene fmo4l.L, whose product is annotated as flavin-containing monooxygenase FMO GS-OX-like 4. The record is from RefSeq and is a predicted model, not a curated record. Lineage: Eukaryota; Metazoa; Chordata; Amphibia; Anura; Pipidae. The transcript is spliced from 5 exons. The coding region runs from base 1879 to 3306 and encodes 475 amino acids.
CACAGUCACACACACACAGUCACACACACACACAGUCACACACACACACACACAGUCACACACACACAGUCACACACACACAGCUCCUUAGGGACAUUAGUAUUUAUGUGACAGGCGGCAGUUGUCUGUGCAGUAGGGGCAUAGAAACUAAAUGGAGACGUCACAACACUUCACACAUUCUGAAUAACUCUGAUGUUGUAAGUCUCCACUACAUACAGAAUUUUACUUGUAUAGAUAGAAUGAUUGACACUUGUAGAGUGUUCAUUAAUGUUUAUUAACAAGUAGUUAUAAAGUGCCAGCUCAUUCUGUUUUGCUGAGCUUUAAGAUGGAUAGAGAGGAGCAGUUGGAUUGGCAAAUAGAGAUGGAAAAUGGCUAGAAGUUUGGAUAUGCAGUUUGACUGGCAGAUGGAGUGGAGACGAGUAAUUGGUAGAUAUAUGGGUAGGGCAGUAAUUGGUAGAGAUGUGGGGGGGGCAGAAGGUUGGAUGUGUGGUUGGACAGGUAGGUAGAGAUGUAGUGGAGACAGAAGGUUGGAUGUGUGGUUGGACAGGUAGGUAGAGUUAUGGGGAGGGGAGGAGCCUGGAUAUGUGGUUGGUUGGACCGGCAUGAAGAGAAGUGGCGGUUGCAGAAGGUUGGAUGUGUGGUUGGUUGGACUGGCAGGUAGAAAUGUGUGUUAGUAUUUAGCGUUGCCACCUUUUUCAGAAAAAGAUACUGGCCUUUUUUCCCUAUUAAUAACAUUGGGAUCAACCAUCAUUUUUACCGGCCAGGUGGCAACCCUAGAUGUAGUGGAGACAGAAGGUUGGAUGUGUAGUUGGACAGGUAGGUAGAGAUGUAGUGGAAACAGAAGGUUGGAUGUGUGGUUGGACAGGUAGGUAGAGAUGUAGUGGAGACAGAAGGUUGGAUGUGUGGUUGGACAGGUAGGUAGAGAUGUAGUGGAAACAGAAGGUUUGAUGUGUGGUUGGACAGGUAGGUAGAGAUGUAGUGGAAACAGAAGGUUUGAUGUGUGGUUGGACAGGUAAGUAGAGAUGUAGUGGAGACAGAAUGUUGGGUGUGUGGUUGGACAGGUAAGUAGAGAUGUAGUGGAGACAGAAUGUUGGGUGUGUGGUUGGACAGGUAAGUAGAGAUGUAGUGGAGACAGAAGGUUGGAUGUGUGGUUGGACAGGUAAGUAGAGAUGUAGUGGAGACAGAAGGUUGGAUGUGUGGUUGGACAGGUAAGUAGAGAUGUAGUGGAGACAGAAGGUUGGAUGUGUGGUUGGACAGGUAAGUAGAGAUGUAGUGGAGACAGAAGGUUGGAUGUGUGGUUGGACAGGUAGGUAGAGAUGUAGUGGAGACAGAAGGUUGGAUGUGUGGUUGGACAGGUAAGUAGAGAUGUAGUGGAGACAGAAGGUUGGAUGUGUGGUUGGACAGGUAAGUAGAGAUGUAGUGGAGACAGAAGGUUGGGUGUGCAGCUGGGUUGGCAGACCACCACUAGACCAAUGCCUUGCGCAUUUCAGGUGUAACCGCCCUUGAUCAUAGGCUGUCUUUAGAUGUUGGUUUAGUGGCGGUUGGCUUUUUAUGGACUAAAUAAACAUAUUCUUUAUAGCACAGCGUUGCUGCUUCAAAUUUUUACUUCUAAUCAGUGUUUCUUCAAAGCUUGAGAAACCAACAGACUCGCUGACUCAAGAACGUAUUUGUAGCUGACAGAUCCUGUUUUAUUUUGUUGCUUUGAAUUGGAAAACAGAGGGAGUAGAUUGUAUGACUUGGGUCAUUGUUACAUUGGCGCGACUGAAAUCUGAGCAUCAGAUACCAAUAAUAAUAACAAUAAAUUAUUUAUUGAAACCGCUAGUAACCAAUUGUAUUCUUUGCCCAACCAACUGUGUAACAGAAUUAACCGUAUAAAAGAUGGCAUCGGGGAAACUGCGAGUGGCUGUGAUUGGAGCUGGAGCUGCGGGCCUGUGCUGUGCCCACCACCUCCUGGCAACACCUUCAGUUUAUGAAGCUCCGGUUGUAUUUGAGACGACGGGGCAAGUGGGGGGCACCUGGGUUUAUACAGAGGGUUCAGAGAUUAGCUCUCAUGUCCACUCCAGCAUGUACAGACACCUCAGGACUAAUCUGCCCAAAGAAAUCAUGGAGUUCCCUGAUUUCAGCUUUGACCCAUCUGUCCCGUCAUUCCCACAUCACUCCAAGGUGUUGCAGUACCUGGAGGAUUACACGGACAAGUUUGGAAUACGCCCACACAUACGGUUCCACUGCACAGUGGAGUCCCUCUCUCCAGUACUGGGGGACGGGGAUACUGUACAGGUUCCUUGGGACGUGACAUUCCGCACCCAGGGUGAUGCUCAUCCGGUGACACAGAGGUUUGAAGCUGUGAUGGUUUGUGCAGGACACUACUCUAAGCCCUAUAUCCCAGACAUCGCUGGAAUUGAAACUUUUCAAGGCCAUAUUCUUCACAGUCACGUCUACCGGCACCCUGAGGUCUUCUCCUCCCGUUCUGUGGUUCUCUUGGGUUCAGGCCCUUCUGGGGUAGAUAUUGCCAUGGAGCUGGCUCCUUAUGCGGAGAAGGUCACGCUGAGCCACCGUGGUCCUCCCCUGCAGUGGGCUCUCCCCAAAAAUAUGUCUUUGGCUCCUGCUUUGGCCUCUGUUGCUCCCCACACCCUGACCUUUGAGGAUGGGACUGAGCUGAAGGCAGAUACUUUAAUAUUCUGUACUGGGUACAAAUACAGUUACCCUUUUCUGGUGCCUUGUGAGGGAAAGAGGUGUUCUGAGAAAACAGCAAGUAAUGGACAUCCGGAAUCUUCCAAGGAAACUUUGGGUGCAAAUGAACAUCCUCAGGAAUCUCGACUAUCCAAGGAGCAGUCGGUUAAUUUACUGGAAGAGGAGGAGUUCUUAGGUCCAGAUAUGGGACAAGGCCAUAUUCCACCACUCUACAGGCACCUGAUCCAUGCCCGUUACCCCACCUUGUGCUUCAUUGGGGCUUGUAAAAUAGUAGUUCCCUUCCCACUGUUCAACUGUCAGGUUCUGUUCUUCUUAGCGGUGCUCGAGGGUAAAUGCCAGUUGCCGCCACCGAACAAAAUGCUUUCUGAGUCCCGUGAAGAGCUGAAGAAACACCUGAGAGAUGGACUGCCCCUUAAGUACUUGCACCGACUAGAAAGGGAACAGUGGAGGUAUAACCACUGCCUUGCGGAGACUGCAGGUUUCGAACCCUUGCCCCCCGUGCUGCAGUCUAUAUAUGAGACUUGUAGGAGUUUUAGGAAAGCUGAUCCUACAUCCUACAGGGGCCUCAACUUCCAGGUCCUGAGCAAAGACCAGUUCAGAAUAAUCUCCAGUUAGUGUCAUUCUCUUUUCCCAGCACUAACAUGUAGCCCAUGGUGCCAAUUUACGCGGCAUCCCCUGGUGACUCAGAAAGUUUUCUUUAGAGGUGCUUUGUAGCCAUCUUGCCUUCUCCAGCAACUGCUGUUGGAUUUUAGGUUCUUGCAUGGUUAAGCAGCUGAAGAACUACUGAUCCUACACCUCCAUGAGGCACCAAUGGCGUGGUCUCUUACUAGAGAAUUCCUUUGCACGUAAAGAGUGACUGAAGUUUAUCAGAGCACAAGUCACAUGACUGGGUGUACCUGGAAACUGUCAAUUUGUCUAGCCCCAUUUCGGUGCAGAACUUUGCUUGAGCAGCACUAUUAGCUGCUGUGUUU